Messenger RNA from Aureobasidium vineae, 687 nucleotides. The record is from the annotation of a GenBank genome assembly. Lineage: Eukaryota; Fungi; Ascomycota; Dothideomycetes; Dothideales; Saccotheciaceae.
UCGCUGUCCGACUACAAAUUGCAAGAUGCUGUUCAACAUGCUGGUUCGGUACUUCAUGCUCUGCGUGCUCGCGGAGCGUGUAGUCAGCUUCGUUAUUCCACACCAGGAGAUCCUCAUCUCGUCGCCAGCAGAAAAAGACCCCAAUGUCAUCCUUUCAGCUNNCUUCGCGCUGCAGAAGUCAUCCCAGAUGUCCUGGACACGUUCUCGCCUCUAAUCUCCUUGACAGCAAACUGGUCCUCUGUCGCAAUGACACGCCUCGGCAACACUAUUCCACCCUCCCACCUAUCCCAUCGCCCAGAUAUCCUCGCCUAUCCAAUCCCCUCCGCCUAUCUGCCCUAUGAAAGUGAAUUCGUGCUCGCCCUCACCGACCCAGAUGCCCCUUCCCGCGAGGACCCCAAAUGGAGUCAAGUAUGCCACUGGCUGGGCAGCUUUAAAGGAACCAAAGCCAAAGAGUUGGUGGAGUAUAAGGCUCCUGCGCCACCGGAGAAAACCGGCAAGCACAGAUAUGUGGUUGUGCUUAUGGUGCCGAAGAACGGGACGACUGAGGAGUUGGACUUGGAGCUGCCUGAGGAUAGAAGACAUUGGGGAUACAAGGGGGAGAGAUCAGGAGUUAAGGAGUUUGCGAAAGUCAAUGGGCUGAAGGUCAUUGCGGCAAACUUCAUCUACUCGCAGAACGACAAGCAGUAG